Messenger RNA from Ricinus communis (castor bean), 3589 nucleotides. Its product is annotated as FACT complex subunit SPT16. The record is from RefSeq and is a predicted model, not a curated record. The transcript is spliced from 2 exons. Gene Ontology annotation, cellular component: FACT complex. NCBI's taxonomy places the organism in Eukaryota, Viridiplantae, Streptophyta, Magnoliopsida, Malpighiales, Euphorbiaceae. Gene Ontology annotation, molecular function: nucleosome binding. Gene Ontology annotation, biological process: positive regulation of transcription elongation by RNA polymerase II; transcription elongation by RNA polymerase II. Bases 171 to 3323 code for a protein of 1050 amino acids.
UAUAAUUGCGUAACGAAAAUAUAAAUACCCUUCCCGAUUUUUUAAAAGAAAAAAGAAAAAGAAAAUUCACUCACUUCGCUUCUCUUAUUUUCCCUCUCUUCUUCAUCUCAAUUCUUUCUCAAUAAUUUUCAAAAGUCCGUUCUUCAAUCACGGAUUAGAGAGUGGUUUUGAUGGCUGACCAGCGAAACCCUAGCAAUGCUUAUGUAAUUAACACGAAUAAGUUCAAAUCACGGCUUAAGUUACUUUAUUCGCAUUGGAAUGAGCAUAAAGAUGAGUUAUGGGGUUCAGCGGAUGCUAUUGCUAUAGCUACUCCACCUCCAUCCGAGGAUUUAAGGUACUUGAAAUCGUCUGCCAUGAAUGUUUGGUUGUUAGGAUAUGAGUUCCCGGAGACAAUUAUGGUUUUUACGAAGAAACAGAUUCAUUUCUUGUGUAGUCAGAAGAAGAUUUCUUUGCUUGAAGUUGUUAGGGCUCCUGCUAAGGAGGCUGCUGAUGGUGGAAUUGAUGUUGUUAUGCAUGUUAAGGCCAAGGGUGAUAAUGGUUCUGGUGCUAUGGAAGAUAUAUUUCGUGCUAUGAAUGUGUCUAGUGUUGUUGGGUAUAUAGCCAAGGAAGUUCCUGAAGGUGCACUUUUAGAGAUGUGGAAUCAGAAAUUGAUGAAUGCUGGUUUUGAGCAGAUUGUUGAUGUGACUAAUGGGUUUGCUGAUUUGCUUGCUUUCAAGGAUCCUGAUGAGAUUAUUAGUGUUAAGAAAGCUGCUUUUUUGAGUUGUGGUGUCAUGAGCAAUGUUGUUAUUCCUAAUCUCGAGAAUGUUAUUGAUGAGGAAAAGAAAGUUUCUCAUUCUUCUUUGAUGGAUGAGGCUGAGAAAGCCAUUAUGGAUCCAUCCAAAGCUAAGGUGAAGUUGAGGGCGGAGAAUUGUGAUAUUUGUUACCCUCCAAUAUUUCAGAGCGGUGGUGAUUUUGAUCUCAGACCGAGUGCUGCUAGCAAUGAUGAGCUUCUAUACUAUGAUCCUGCUAGUGUAAUUAUAGUUGCCAUCGGUGCUCGAUAUAACAAUUACUGCUCAAAUGUUGCCAGGACAUUCUUGAUAGAUGCCAAUUCUAUGCAGAGCAAGGCUUAUGAGGUGCUUCUCAAAGCACAUGAGGCAGCAAUUGGUGCAUUGAAGCCUGGGAAUAAAUUCAGUGCUGCAUAUCAAGCAGCUGUUACAGUGGUUAAGAAUGAGGCUCCUGAGUUAGUUCCACACAUGACAAAAUCUGCAGGGACAGGCAUUGGGCUUGAGUUCCGCGAGUCUGCGCUGAAUCUCAAUGCCAAGAAUGACCGGGUUAUAAAAGUGAAUAUGGUUUUUAAUGUGUCCCUGGGUUUUCAGAACCUGCAGAAUCAAACCAAAAACCCAAAGAUCCAGAAAUUUUCUUUGUUACUUGCUGAUACAGUUAUUGUAGGUCAAACAAAUCCGGAUGUGGUGACUUUCAAGACCUCCAAAGCUGUUAAGGAUGUGGCUUAUUCAUUUAAUGAAGAGGAUGAAGAAGUAAAACCCCAAACUAAAGCUGGGGUUAAUGGAAUUAAUACUGUGAUUUCUAAGACAACACUAAGGUCCGAUACUGGGGAUAUUUCAAAGGAGGAGAUGCGGAGGCAGCACCAGGCAGAACUUGCCCGUCAAAAGAAUGAGGAAACUGCUCGGCGACUUGCUGGUGGAGGAGGUGCAGCAGGGGAUAAUCGAUCUGCUGUGAAGACAUCAGCUGAUUUAAUAGCAUACAAGAACGUCAAUGACAUUCCUUCUUUAAGAGAUCUAAUGAUUCAGAUAGACCAGAAGAAUGAAACUGUGCUUUUACCUAUUUAUGGAAGCAUGGUGCCUUUCCAUGUUGCUACAAUAAGGACAGUCUCCAGCCAACAGGACACCAACAGGAAUUGCUAUAUUCGCAUUCAAUUUGUGGUUCCAGGAACCCCUUUUAGUGCACAUGAUGUGAAUUCACUGAAGUACCAGGGAUCUAUUUAUCUGAAGGAGGUGUCAUUUCGUUCUAAGGACCCUAGACACAUUAGCGAAGUGGUGCAGCAGAUUAAGACACUAAGGCGGCAUGUUGUGUCUAGGGAGUCUGAGAGAGCUGAGAGGGCAACCUUGGUUACUCAGGAGAAACUUCAGCGUGCUAAUAACAAGUUCAAGCCAAUAAAGUUGCAUGAUCUUUGGAUUCGACCUGUAUUUGGUGGCCGUGGAAGAAAGCUUCCCGGUGUUCUGGAAACUCAUCUAAAUGGGUUCCUAUUUGCAACAAGUAGACCUGAUGAGAAGGUGGAGGUCAUGUUUGCCAACAUCAAACACGCAUUUUUCCAGCCUGCAGAGAGGGAGAUGAUCACUCUUCUCCACUUCCAUCUUCACAAUCACAUUAUGGUGGGAAACAAGAAGACCAAGGAUGUGCAGUUUUAUGUUGAGGUGAUGGAGUCAGUCCAGACCUUGGGAGGUGGGAAGAGAUCUGCUUAUGACCCUGAUGAAAUUGAAGAAGAGCAAAGAGAAAGGGACAGGAAGAAUAAGAUCAACAUGGAUUUCCAGAGCUUUGUGAAUAGGGUGAAUGAUCUUUGGAGCCAGUCCCAGUUCAGUGGACUUGACCUUGAGUUUGAUCAGCCUCUGAGAGAGCUUGGAUUCCAUGGGGUACCUUACAAAACCUCAUCUUUCAUUGUUCCAACUUCAAGCUGUCUCGUUGAGCUAAUUGAGACUCCUUUCCUUGUUGUCACCCUAAGUGAGAUAGAGAUUGUGAACUUGGAGAGAGUGGGUCUAGGACAGAAAAAUUUUGAUAUGACCAUUGUGUUUAAGGACUUCAAGCGUGAUGUUCUUAGGAUUGAUUCUAUUCCAUCUACAUCACUGGAUGGCAUCAAGGAAUGGCUUGACACAACAGACAUCAAGUAUUAUGAGAGCAAGUUGAAUCUGAACUGGCGACAGAUACUGAAGACAAUCACUGAUGAUCCUCAGAGUUUCAUAGAUGAUGGGGGCUGGGAAUUUUUGAAUUUAGAAGCUAGUGAUUCAGAUUCUGAUAACACAGAGGAUUCAGAUAAGGGUUAUGAGCCAUCAGAUGCAGAACCUGAUUCUGAGUCAGAAGAUGAUGACUCGGACAGUGAGUCACUGGUGGAGUCUGAGGAUGAGGAUGAUGAGGAUGAUUCUGAGGAAGACUCUGAGGAAGAAAAGGGAAAGACGUGGGAGGAGUUGGAGAGAGAAGCAAGCAAUGCAGACAGGGAGAAAGGGGAUGAUUCUGACAGUGAGGAGGAGAGGAAUAGAAGGAAAGCAAAGACUCUUUCAAAGUCUCGAGCUCCUCCUAGUAGCAGCAUGGCCAAGCGCUCCAGGUUCAGGUAGACGACGUAGGAAAAUUUUCUUUUCUUUGUAUUGUGUUUUCGUGUUUGCACAAGUACUGUUAAGUAGCAACUGCUGCUUUAGGAUGCAGUUUUCUGACCUGGCUUUGGAGCCGUUAGCUGGUGGUAGUUUUAUGUCUUCUUUUUUAUUUUUUCUCUAUCUAUUGUGUCUUUUUGGACAUCAAUGUAGGAGUAUUGGAAGAUAGAUUUUUGCUUGUAAGUUAGUUACAUUAGUUUCAAUGAAAUUAAAGUUCUAUUUUUCCACACAAA